AUGGAAUAUAAUAGAAGUUGUGAUUUUACAAAAUCUGAAAAUGACAAAAAACAUUUAGAUAAUAUAACUCACAUAUUUGACAAACAUAUAAUAUUAUUAAAUACAUAUAUUUAUAUAUAUUUAAUGAAAUAUUUUAAAAAAAUAAGAUUUUUUUUAAAUUCUGAUGAAAUUAAAAAAAUAUAUAUAUGUGAUUUGAAAUAUAAAAUUGAAAAAUUGUAUGAAAAUUUAAAAAAUGUAAACAAUAAUGAACAAUGUAAAAAUGAUUUAAAAAAAAAUUUAGAAAAUCAAAUUAAUACAAUAAAAAAUAAUAUCAUAGAAGAAGACUCCAAUAUUAAUAAUAUUAGUAAAUGUAAAGAUGGUAUAAACACAAAUAAUAGAGAUAAUAAAAUAUUUAUAAAAAAUGAUGAAAUUUUUCUGAUUUUUGAAAAUGUUGAUAAAAUAAUUUUUGAUACAUUUCUACUUGUUAGUACAAAUGAUGAAAAUAUAAAAUAUCCUUAUAAUUUAGUAAAAUUAAAAAUAGAGAUUUAUUUUGAAAACCUCUUAGUUAAUAUAUAUUCGUCUGAAUGUAUUUUAAUUGAUAAAAAAUGGGAUUAUGACUUAAAUACACUUACUACUUGUGAAAAAUACAAUAAUAUAAUGGAUAUAAAUAAAUUAGAAAUAACCUUUAAAAAAAACAGUAUAGAUGAAAAAAGAAAUACAAUCUUAAAUCAUCUAGUUAACCAUAUAAAUAUGCAUUCACUAAAUAAAGAAAAAACUUGUGAAAAUGGUUUACAAUAUAUUUAUAAUGAAUUAUUUCAGUUAAAAAUGUUAACAUGUUAUGAUAAUAUAUGUGAUAUAAUUAAAAGUAUAGACGAUUUUUUUUACCUUUUAUUAGAACCUGAUUUUUAUAAUUUUUCUAUUCAAAAAGUAAACAAAAUUUGCUACAAAAAUUUAUAUGAUCAAUAUAAUAAUGUUAUGAUAAAAUCUAAGACUGUUAAAUUAAAUAAUGAGAUGAUUGAAUAUUUAUUAAGCGAUUCUAUAUUUUUACCAAAUUAUGUAAAAAGAAAUAAGUUUAAAAAUAUAGAAGAACAUUUAUAUUCUUCAUUUUCUUCUUAUUCUGAAUGUUCAUCAUCAAUUGAAAGUAGCAAAAAGAAAAAUAUGUCAUCAAAUAAAAGAAAUGGAAUAAAAGAAAAUGAAGUGAAUUAUAUAAAAGAUAGAACUUAUAUGAAUGAUAAGAAAAAUUAUGAAAAAAAUAACAUGAAUGAAAUAAAUAAUGAUUUAAAAAAAAAUGAACAAGAAACAGAAUCUUCAUUUUCUAAAGAGAUAUCAUAUGAUGAAUCUUGUGAAAAUUCUAGUUUAAAUAGUAGCGAAGAAAAAGAAGAAAAGCAAAAAAAAAAAAGCAAAAAAAAAAAAAUGCGUGAUUUAUUUGAUAAUAAGGAAUUUCGAAAUAUUCUAGAAAAAAUUAAAAAAAAAAUAGAAAAAUUAAAUAAUAGUGUUUUUUUAAGAGUAAAUUAUAAAAAUCUAAAAUCAGGUUCUUUUGUAAAUAAUAACACAUUAGAAGUAAAUACUUUAUAUGAUGCCUUAUUAAUAUUAAAAAGUUCUACUAGUAUUUAUAAAAUAUUAAAAGAAAAUAAAAAUGAAGAUAAUUACUUAAUUUUAUCUAAAUAUGUAAAUAUUAAUAUUUGUUUUUUAUUUGAAGUAUAUGUUUAUAAUAAAGAAAUAAUAGCUAUAUCGCAAAAAUAUUUAAAUUAUUAUUUUGAUUUUCUUAAAGAAGCAAAUUUUAUUAUUGAUACAAUAAACCUCAUAAAAAGUUUUUAUGAAAAAUAUUUGAAAAAUUCAUUUCCAUGUGAUGAUUAUAUACUACAAUUAUAUAUACACACUUUUAAAAAAACACACAAAAAAAAAAUUUUUUUAAUAAAUGCAAAAAAUUGGCUAUUUAAAAAUAAGCAUCCUAUAUUUACAAAUACUUUUUUAAAACAUUAUAUUUACACUGGUAAUAAAGGAAUAGAAAUAAAAGACGAAUAUUAUAAUCAGAAAAAUAUAUAUAAAUUUAUUUCGAACUCUUCACAUUUAAACACAAAUGAGAUAGAGCAAAAGGAGAAAUGUAAUAAUACUUUCAACGAAAAUGUACAUAUUUCUGAUUUUUUUCAAUAUGAUAAUAUAUUAUAUUACUGUAUAAUGAAAAAUGAUUCUAUAUAUAAAAAAAACUUUAAUAUUUAUCCGAAGGAUUUAAAUUAUAUCAAAGAAGGAGAAAUUGAUAUUGAUAAUUUGAUGGAUACUAUGAAAAAAGAAAAUAACAUUCAAUAA
Plasmodium gallinaceum is the source of this 2286-nucleotide messenger RNA. Its product is annotated as regulator of initiation factor 2, putative. Lineage: Eukaryota; Apicomplexa; Aconoidasida; Haemosporida; Plasmodiidae. The transcript has 2 exons. Gene Ontology annotation, cellular component: cytoplasm. The record is from RefSeq and is a predicted model, not a curated record. The coding region runs from base 1 to 2286 and encodes 761 amino acids.